Westerdykella ornata is the source of this 678-nucleotide messenger RNA. RefSeq names its product fungal cellulose binding domain-containing protein. Lineage: Eukaryota; Fungi; Ascomycota; Dothideomycetes; Pleosporales; Sporormiaceae. Bases 1 to 678 code for a protein of 225 amino acids. The record is from RefSeq and is a predicted model, not a curated record. The transcript has 3 exons.
AUGAAGUUCACCAGCGCACUCGGUCUCUCCCUGGCCGUGGGGUCCGUGUCUGCACACUACACCUUCCCCGCCCUUACAGGAACCUCCGACUGGCAAUAUGUCCGGCAGACGCUUAACUACCAGUCCAACGGGCCCGUCACCGACGUAACCUCCCAGCAGAUCCGAUGCUACACCAACGGAGUCCGCGGCGUGCAGACGCAAACCGUCUCUGCAGGCUCCACUGUCGGCUUCAAAGUGAGCCCGAACAUAUUCCACGAAGGACCCCUGUUGUUCUACAUGGCAAAGGCACCUAGCGGGCAGGACAUCAGCACGUGGGAUGGCAGCGGCAAUGUGUGGUUCAAGCUUUAUGAAGAGAAGCCUACGAUCCAGGGCAACCAGUUGAAGUGGUCGAGUCUGAACAAGGGUACCGUCUCCGUCACCAUUCCCCGCAGCACCCCUUCGGGAGACUACCUCCUCCGAGUCGAGCACAUCGCCCUGCACCAGGCCAGCCAGACCAACGGCGCACAGUUCUACCUCUCCUGCGCCCAGAUCCGCGUCACCAACGGUGGCAACGGAAACCCGGGCCCGUUGGUGUCGUUCCCUGGCGCGUACAAGGCCACCGACCCUGGAAUCAAGAUCAACGUCUAUGGCGGCGUAACGCAGUAUAUUCCUCCCGGUCCCGCUGUGUGGAGCGGUUAG